UUAGGAGAGGGGGAUGAUGGGGGUGCCUCCUACGCUUACUCCAAUCGCCUCUCGAAGGAGCACUUCUAGUUACCCAAACGAAACAUACACAAACAUGGCGACAAGACAGACAGUCAAGAUGCUGUCCCCUCUUAGGUUUACAAUAUAUUUGUUAUUUUUCUUCGCUCCUGGUACAUUUUCCUCCACCCUCCGUCUUCAUCGAGACCAGCGGUUAUUGCUACUGCAGGACAGGGGUUUUUCUACGGUGAACGCAAAUGAAGAAUGUAUCCAUGGAAUAGGCGCCGAUGCGAAACGACGAGCUGCACGUAAUGCAAGGGAAGACAGAGUUUCGGGCAUGUAUCAGCAUCGCAUUCGGCGGAGUGCAGUCCAACCACCCGUGCCAAAGGUGUAUGGACAGGCCAACCUGAACGAUUCCCACAACCAGAUGGUGGUGCACUGGGCCGGGGAGAAGAGCAAUGUCAUUGUGGCGCUGGCCAGAGACAGUGUCGGAGCCGCAGGUCCCAAGACUAGCUCGGUGUACGUGUCUUAUGACUAUGGAACCAGCUUCUCCCCCAUCUCAGAGAGGUUUCAGCUGAGUGGGGAGAAGGAGAAAGAGGGGAACAAGCAGGUCAUCUCCCAGUUCUACCACAGCCCCGCUGACAAUAAGAGGUACCUCUUUGCAGACAGCACCAACAGCUACCUCUGGAACUCCUUUGACUUCUGCAAGACCAUCCAGGGGUUCUCCAUCCCCUUCAAGCCCACAGACCUGCUGCUGCACAGCAAGAGGGCCAACCUGGUCCUGGGCUAUGACAGCUCCCACCCCAACAAACAGCUAUGGAAAUCUGACGAUUUUGGAGAGACAUGGGUGUUGAUCCAAGAGCACGUGAAGGCCUAUUUCUGGGGUGUGGAACCGUACGACUCCCCCACCACGGUGCUGGUCCAGAGGCACGAGCCCCAGGGGGUGUCCAGCAUCCUCAGCAGCACCGACUUCUUCCAGAGUGAGCAGAACCGCCGAGUCGUCCUAGAGAGAGUGGACAACUUCCAGCUCCGGGACAAGUACAUGUUCGCCACCACUUCCACAACUUUGUUGGGGAGCCAUGAACCAUCCUCCGUCCAGCUGUGGGUGUCCUACAACCGCCAGCCAAUGAAAGCCGCCCAGUUCAUGACCCGCCACCCAAUCACAGAGUACUACAUCGCUGACGCCUCGGAGGACCAGGUGUUUGUGUGCGUCAACCACCUCAACAACGUCACCCACCUGUACAUCUCAGACACGCAGGGCCUGUCCUUCUCCCUGUCCCUGGAGAAUGUGCUAUACUACAGCCCAGAGGGUUCAGGCAGCAACACCCUCAUCAGGUACUUUACCAAUGAGCCCUUUGCUGACCUGCACCGUGUGGAGGGUCUACGUGGCGUCUUCGUGGCCACGCUCAUCAACGGCUCACUCAGCAAGGACAACAUGCGCUCCGUGAUCACCUUCGACAAGGGGGGCACCUGGGAACUGCUGCAGGCCCCCUCCGCCGACAGCCUGGGAGGAACCCUGGACUGCCAGCUCUCCAGGGGCUGCUCCCUCCACCUGGCCCAGCGCUGGAGCCAGCUUCUCAACAUUCAGCUGCGCAGGAUGCCCAUACUGUCCAAGGAGUCAGCACCAGGGCUCAUCAUGGCUACAGGCUCUGUGGGUAAGAACCUGGCCAACAAGCCCAAUGUGUAUGUGUCCAGCAGUGCUGGGGCCAGAUGGAGAGAGGCGCUGGCCGGUCCUCACUUCUACACGUGGGGUGACCACGGGGGCGUCCUCAUGGCCAUCGCCCAGGGGGGCUCCAGCACACACCUCAAGUUCAGUACCAAUGAGGGGGAGACGUGGACAGACUUCCGUUUCUCUGACAGGGAGGUGUAUGUCUACCAGCUGCUGACGGAGCCGGGGGAGAAGAGCACCAUCUUUACCAUCUUCGGAUCCUACGCCGACCAGAGACACAGCUGGCUCAUCCUGCAGGUCAACGCCAGCGACGUGCUCGGCGUGCCGUGUGCCGAGGGAGACUACAAGCGCUGGUCCCCGUCAGACGAGCACGGCAACGACUGCCUUCUGGGUAGAGAGAUGGUGUACAAGCGACGCACGCCCCACGCCACCUGCUUCAACGGGGAAGACUUCGACCGCCCCGUCACCGUGUCCAACUGCUCCUGCACACGCCAGGACUACGAGUGUGACUAUGGCUUCAAGCUGAGCGAGGACCUGUCCCUCCAGGUGUGCCUGCCCGACCCCGAGUUCUCGGGGAACCUCUACGCCCCUCCCGUGCCCUGCCCCGUUGGCACUACCUACCGUCGCAGUACGGGGUACAGGAAGGUGUCUGGGGACAGCUGUAGUGGAGGGGAUGUAGAAGCCAGACUGGAUGGAGAGAUGCUGCCCUGUCCUGUAGGAGAGAGUAAUGAGUUCAUCCUGUACGCUGUGAGGAACUCCAUCCAUCGCUAUGACCUGGCCACAGGGACCGACCAGGCCCUGCCCCUCUCUGGUCUCCGCGAGGCCGUGGCCCUGGACUUUGACUACGAAAGGAACUGCCUCUACUGGGCCGACAUCUCGCUGGACACCAUACAGAGGCUUUGUCUAAAUGGCAGUACGGGACAGGAAGUGAUCGUUAGGAAGGACCUGCAGAAUGUGGAGGCCCUCACCUUUGACCCCAUCAGCAGGCUUCUCUACUGGGUGGACGCCGGAGCGCAGAGGAUUGAGGUGUCUAACCCUGAUGGGGACCUACGUCACACUCUGCUCAACUCCUCAGUGCUGGAGCACCCCAGAGCUCUGGUCCUCAUGCCAGGAGAGAGCCUGAUGUUCUGGACAGAUUGGGGCGACCGUGCAGCCGGCGUGUACCGUGGCUACAUGGACGGCUCCAACGUGUCUCGCAUCGUGUCCGAAGGCGUCCGCUGGCCCAACGGCAUCACGGCUGACGACAACUGGCUGUACUGGACCGAGGCCUACGGCGACCGCAUCGAGCGGGCCGACUUCGCCGGCGGGCAGCGCAGCGUGGUCAUGGAGGGCCUGCCUCACCCCUAUGCCAUUGCUGUUUUCAAGAAUGACCUGUACUGGGAUGACUGGUCAAGGAGGGGCAUCUUCAAGGCUCCCAAAGCAGGCUCCCAGGACAAUGAACUCAUAGUGGGUAGACUGACCGGGGUCAUGGACCUCAAAAUCUUCUACAAAGGCAAGACCAGAGGCCAUAAUGCCUGUGCAGACCAACCCUGCAGCCUACUGUGUCUGCCCCAGCCCGGGCACCGCCACACCUGUGUAUGCCCCGACGGCACACCCACCACCACCCUACCCGACGGACAGCUCCAGUGCCAGUGUCCCACCGGCUACCAGCUCCACAACAACAACACCUGCGUCAAGACAGAACACACGUGCCUGCCCAACCAGUACCGCUGCGCCAACGGCAAGUGCAUCAGCAGCAUCUGGAAGUGCGACAGCGACAACGACUGUGGCGACAUGAGCGACGAGCAGGAGUGCCCCACCACCUCCUGUGACCCGUCCAUCCAGUAUCGCUGUGUGGCGUCCGGCUCCUGCAUCCCGCUGGCCUUCAAGUGUGACCACGAGGACGACUGUGGGGACAACAGUGACGAGGAACACUGUGAGAGUCACCAGUGUGGAUCAGGGGAGUUCUCGUGUGCGCGGGGCGUGUGUAUCCGCGAGGCCUGGCGAUGUGACGGAGACAAUGACUGCAGGGACUGGUCAGACGAAGCCAACUGUACAGUGGGUCACCACACCUGUGAGGCCAGUAGUUUCCAGUGUCUUACGGGCCACUGUAUCCCUAAGCGCUGGGUGUGUGACGGUGAUGACGACUGUCAGGACAGCUCUGACGAGGAGCAAGCACAUUGCGUGGGGGAUCGCUGUAAUGGCUUCCUGUGUUCCAACGGCACCUGUCUGCCUGCCAGCGCCCACUGCAACGGAGUACAGGACUGCCCAGGGGGCGCCGACGAGCAACACUGUGAUCCCCUGUGUACGCGCUACAUGGAUUUUGUGUGUCAGAACCGAGCCCAGUGCCUGUUCCAGUCUCUGGUGUGUGACGGCACCAAACACUGCGAGGACGGAUCCGAUGAGGACGUGGCCUACGCCGGCUGCUCCACUCACCCGGAGUUUGAGAAGACGUGUGACCCCAACAACUUCCAGUGUGCCAACGGGUUGUGUGUGAGCCUGGGGUGGAAGUGUGACGGCAUGAACGACUGCGGGGACUACUCUGACGAAGCCAACUGUGGCUCCCCCACUGAGGGGCCAGGCUGCACGCGGGACUUCCAGUACGAGUGUCGUAACGGGCGCUGUGUGCCCUCCUGGUGGAAGUGUGACGGAGAGAAUGACUGCGGAGACUGGUCUGACGAGGCUCAGUGCUCUGGAGGAGUCACGCCCCACACCCCUGCCCCAGGCCCGUCGUCCUGCGCCCCUAACCGUUUCCACUGUGGCUCGGGAGCCUGUAUAGUCAACUCCUGGGUGUGUGACGGCUACGCUGACUGUCCCGAUGGCAGUGAUGAGCUGGGCUGUCCCACAGCAGCCAACGGCACGGCGACACAGGCUCCGUGGCUCACCCAAGCGCCUCCCCUGCCCCCUGGCCACUGCAGCAGGGGCCAGUUCCUCUGCCGGAAGCCCCCCACCUGCAUCUCUGACUGGCAGCGCUGCGACGGCCACCAACACUGCCUGGACGGUUCAGACGAAGCCCACUGUCCCACGCGAGGGCCUCUGACGUGUGCGAACGGCACGCGCUGCGCUGACGGGGAGGCCUGCGUGCCGGACGGUGAGAAGUGUGACGGAUUCAUGGACUGCUCCGACCACAGCGACGAGGACAACUGCACCACGGACUCUCUGGUCUACAAGAUCCAGAACCUGCGGUGGACGGCAGACUUCUCUGGCGCCAUCACCCUCACCUGGUCCAGACCUAAGAACCUGCCCCUGACCUCUUGCUACUUCCUCAUCUACUUCAGGCUGGUGGGCACACAGCAGUGGACCUCUAUGGACACACACAGCAACAAGAGCAGCUACACCCUGUCGGUGCUGAAGCCAGACACCACGUACCAGGUGAAGGUUCUGACCCAGUGUCUCAGCAAGCAGCACAAGACCAACGAUGUGUUGACCCUGAGAACGCCCGAGGGAUUGCCCGACCCCCCCAGAAACCUGCAGCUGUCGUGUGACCACGGAGAGGACGGCACGGUGGAGGCCUCGUGGAGCGCUCCGGACAAAGCCCACGGCCUGAUCCGGGAGUACAUUGUGGAGUACAGUGAAAAAGGUGUGGAGUGGUUCUCUCAGCGAAGCACCGGCAACAGUGUGGAGGUCAAAAACCUACAGCCCAGCACUCUGUACAAGUUUAGAGUGGCAGCAGUGACGGGUCGAGGUAUGGGGAACUGGACUGAGGUUAAAUCCAUCAUGCCCAAGAAAGCUCUACCACCUCCCUCAGUUAUCACCGACAGCAUCACAGAAGACUCCAUGAGCCUGUCUUUCAGCUUUAACUCCCAAUAUGAGGUGAGGCAGUAUGUGGUGGUGCUGUCCUGGGUGUUUGAUGCUCACGUGAAGGAGAGCAGGAACUACACUGUGCGAGGCAGCGUACUGAAAGCUGCCAACCUGACCACGGGUACCAUCUACGAGGUGGCUGUGUGGGCCCAGACCAGUGUAGGAGACAGCCCCACAGCCCUGUCCCGCCAGCAGACCAAAGGCACUCAGCCGGAGCCUCCCCUCCUCAAGGCCCGGGCCCUCAACCAGAGCUCUGUGGACUGCAGUUGGACUGUAACCGGACCCCCUGCACAGGUGUAUGGCAUCUUCUUUGCCACCUCCUUCUUGGACCUGUACCGCAGCCCUCACAGUGUGAACACCAGCGCUAGUAGCCGGACCGUCACUGUGGACAGCGAUGAGCAGUACCUGUUCCUCGUGCGGGCCAUCUCUCCCUACCUGGGCCCUCCCUCGGAGUAUGCGGUGGUUAAGAUGAUUCCCAACGAGCGGCUUCCUCCUCGUAACCUGCACAAGGUGCGAGUUGAGAAAACCCAGGCUACGUUGAAGUGGCAGCCUCCCUACGACUCCCCCAGCGCCCCUCUGACGUACGCGGUGCACCUGAAGGACGUGGUGCGUAAGACCGAGAGCAGCUACAAGCUGACCACCCAGAACAACACGGUGGAGUACUGCCUCAAGGGCCUGGAGCCCGGCGGACACUACAGCGUCUCCGUCCGCCUGCGCAACAUGAGCAAGGAGGCCAGCUACACGCUCAACACAAUGCCCCUGCCUGCUCCAGAGGCUCUGAAGAUCCUGACGGAGAAAGACCACGUGUUCCUCUUCUGGAAGAGUUUGGCCGUGAAGGAGAGGAGCUUCAAUGAGAGCAGGGGCUACGAGGUGCACGUGUACGACAGCCUGUCCAACUCCACCGUGCUCCUGGGUAACACCACGGAGACCUUCUUCCGGAUCAGCAGCCUGCUGGCGGGCCACAACUACACCUUCUCUGUCCAGGCCCGCUGCCUGCUCAACGGACAGCUGUGUGGCGAGGCCGCCCUGCUGCUCUACGACCAGCUGGGACAAGGUCCCAGUGACGCGGUGCGGAGCUUGGGUCAGUCAGGGGACAUGGCGGUAGUGGUGGUGCCGGUGCUGUUCCUGCUGCUGCUGGGGCUGUGUGGGGUCCUGGUGGUCCUGUACCUGAGGCACCGCCGCCUGCAGAACAACUUCACCGCCUUCUCCAACAGCCACUACAACUCCCGCCUGGGGUCGGCCAUCUUCUCCUCGGGGGACGAGCUGGGUGACGAUGACGAAGACACCCCCAUGAUCAGCGGCUUCUCAGACGACGUUCCCAUGGUGAUUGCGUAGCAGGACCACCCCUCCUCAUCCUCUAUCCCUCUACUAUACACUCUGCCCUGCCUGUCCCAACCCGUCACCUAUGCGCCCGUGCCCACGUGGUACGACAAAAGGUCAGAGGUCAAGAAAGAAGGUGCGCCAACACUUUCGUCAACCAACCCCCUCCGAGGAAACAGUCUUAAUACGAUUCUGGAUCAAAGGAAGAAAAAGUGAAAAGCAACGAGAGAUAUUUUUAAAAAGAAAAAAACGAUGCACUUUUUUGGGAUGCGCAAUAACUUAUUUUUUUAUACAUAAUAUAUAUAUAUAUCGGUCAAAGGACUUUAUUGGUCGGGAACUGAUGCUAACUGUGAAGGAUUAGGAGUCUGUCAGGCGAGUCGAGUCGUGUGUUAGUCGCUCUGGGAGAAUAGACCCAACUACAAACUAACUCCAUAAAGAGCAGUUCAUUGCUUGAAGCCAAAAUAAGUACCUAGCAACUGGAAUAUCCAAUGCAGAAAAAAACACACCUAAGGAAAGAAAAUAUACACAUAAUCAAUAUACUGUAUGUAAAAAAAAUAUUGUUCAAAAGUUACCAGUAAAAGCUUCUUAAAGGGAGUGAGGAAAACAAGCUCUUGACACAGCAUAAAUUAACAGUCUUUAUGGUAUUUAUUCAGGAUUUAUGUCACUUUAAAGACUAUACUAUUUGCCCAUGGUACGUUGUUUAGUGUCCAUACUGAAAUCGAUCUGAAUAUGUUGCUGUCUGUUCGAAUGAGAUCACUUUAAUCUUUUGUCGAUAUUUGAUUUGAAACUGUCCGUUGGCCUGAACACAGCAUUCGGCGUCCGCGUAACCAACCAAUGAGUAGCGAUUAGAUGAAAUCGAUGGCACCAGGCAGUGUCAUAUAGAUCCAUGUUCCUCCUACCACCAGCACAGGAGUUGCUGUAGUCUACUCAGCAGUAAGAAUAACACAGAGGAGUUGCUGUAGUCUACUCAGCAGUAACAAUAACACAGAGGAGUUGCUGUAGUCUACUCAGCAGUAACAAUAACACAGAGGAGUUGCUGUAGUCUACUCAGCAGUAACAAUAACACAGAGGAGUUGCUGUAGUCUACUCAGCAGUAACAAUAACACAGAGGAGUUGCUGUAGUCUACUCAGCAGUAACAAUAACACAGAGGAGUUGCUGUAGUCUACUCAGCAGUAACAAUAACACAGAGGAGUUGCUGUAGUCUACUCAGCAGUAACAAUAACACAGAGGAGUUGUUCACAUUUAUUAACUCCAAAAAGUCAGCUCGAUCAUUCUGUUGUGUUUCUCUACUCCCAAUGCUGCAUCAAUAGGAAAACAGUUUGAUUUGAGUUUUUUUCAGGACCACCAUGAUGUAAAUAUUCUUGUUAUUCAAAUAUUAUUAUGCCCAAUCUGCUGCCGUUAGUUUGUAGUGUUUGGAACGUUUGUCUCUGAUGUUCUCAGGGAACUGGGUCUUUGUCUGGUCUGACACUGGCGUGGUACCAUCAUCUGAGUCUUUCGCCAGAACCCUCACUGAGGUACUAUCGUAACCCUAGAGACAGCAUUUGGAGCAUGACGUAAUGUUGUUGUACACUGGUUUUCUGGUUGAAAAUAUAAAACCAGAUGACAAGGAACUGGUCUCUGUUACAGCAAGAUAUAUUUUUCAUGACGAGAGCAAGAUGUCAUGGGGAAAGACGUCAUGUUGUGGUUGUUAUCUGGUCAGAUAACCAGAUUAUUGCAUUUUGUGGUUGCUGUUUGUUUUUUUGUUUUAAAAAAAAGGACACGUCUAAUCUACAACCUGAUCAUAAUUUAAUAAUAGACAUCAUAACGAUGUCAUUGAAACCACUUUUGCUUGCUGGGAUAACAAUAUGAUGUUUAGGUCACAGUGAAGUGGACUGUGUGUCCGGCUCUCUCUCCCUGUUUAGCAAAACGCUUCACGUCAGUUUGAUGCGCCAGGAAAUGUUUUUGUUUUUACUCUUCCCCAUCUCAUCCUAUUGUGUAGUCAUGAACUGAAACGUGUAUUUUCCUCUAUGCUAAAGAGCCAUUUCAAUUGAUGUGAGGUAUGCUUUUAUUCAUUGACCUGUUUUGGGGUUUUGUUCAUGAAUGUAUUUUUAUAUCUGUGAUUUUAUGGCUACGAGGCAAUGUGCCCCCCCCCUCCCCCCUCCCUCCCACCUCUCAUGUGAAAUGGAUACACUCGCAGUCCUCGCACUUUGUAUAGCCAAGAACUCUACUUUGAAUGGUUCACCCCUAUACUCUUGGGAGAGAGACCUGAUAAUGAGUUUUGAUAGUGUCUGACUGUAGACUGGUUCAGGGCAGGCAUUGCGCCCCCAGGCUCCAGGACCACGUCCCCAUCCCACUCUGGGGGUGACGUCACAGCAGCCCCCCCCAUCACACUCUCCGGCCCCCGGCCACUGCAGGGCUGCUUUCAAUACAUUGUUUUGACAUUCUUUCCUUAAAGGUACUUGUGAUUUGAUCUCCCCCUUUUCUGUUUUCCAGGCCUUAAAUAGUGCUGUAAAGUUACUGAUGGGACUGUUUAUUUUCUGUGGACUUUGAUUUGCCACAUAUGCCUUAUUAGAACACAGUGAGUUUGUAUGUAUGUACUGUAUUUAUGACGACACGAGUGCACACACACACACACACACACACUCAGUACCCUUACACAAUUGCUAAAGAGAAUGAUCUGUACUGAAGAGAGAGCAGUAGAAGUCGUUUGUUGUUCUAUACAGGUCACUACUCCUGUCUGCAUUGGCUGUUUUAAACAAGGCACAUAUCUAAAGCCCCCUGAUGGAUUUUAUCUCAUGUAGUCCCAAGUUUUGACAAUUGUACAAAAUAUAAUUCUUGAUUGUUGUGACCGUUUCAACCCCCAACCCUUCCAAAAUGUACUUUUUUCUUUCUUUCUGUAAAAUAGUAUGCUUAAAAAAGUUUUUGCACAGAAUAUAAUGAUAUUGGACACCGCCAUAUUUGAAUAUGUUGAUCUUGCUUGCUUAUGGGGGUCUCAAGGAAGUGAGAUGUUUGAGGUACAGUGUGAAGUGUUUUAAAAACCACUUCUACUGAAAUAAACUUACUGGAAAUGUG
This is a messenger RNA of Oncorhynchus nerka (sockeye salmon), 9818 nucleotides long. Its product is annotated as sortilin-related receptor-like. The record is from RefSeq and is a predicted model, not a curated record. Gene Ontology annotation, cellular component: membrane; Golgi apparatus. The transcript has 48 exons. Gene Ontology annotation, molecular function: protein binding. Lineage: Eukaryota; Metazoa; Chordata; Actinopteri; Salmoniformes; Salmonidae. Gene Ontology annotation, biological process: protein targeting to lysosome; protein retention in Golgi apparatus; post-Golgi vesicle-mediated transport. Bases 14 to 6781 code for a protein of 2255 amino acids.